Lepisosteus oculatus (spotted gar) is the source of this 2484-nucleotide messenger RNA. It is a transcript of the gene ap4m1, whose product is annotated as adaptor related protein complex 4 subunit mu 1. The record is from RefSeq and is a predicted model, not a curated record. NCBI's taxonomy places the organism in Eukaryota, Metazoa, Chordata, Actinopteri, Semionotiformes, Lepisosteidae. Gene Ontology annotation, biological process: intracellular protein transport; protein targeting; Golgi to lysosome transport. Gene Ontology annotation, cellular component: cytoplasmic vesicle; clathrin adaptor complex; trans-Golgi network.
AGCGGUCAGGCGUGUGUCUUACUGUGUUUUGGCAGAUCGCCGGUUGUGUUCAGUUUCGGUACCCUGGCAGACUUUAGCUGUCUGCGGCACUGUGGUCACUCGAGAGUCGGCAGUUUGGAGGAGGCCUCCACAACGUGUUAGCGGUAUGAUCUCCCAGGUGUUCAUCUUGUCUGCCAAGGGGGAUCACCUGAUUUAUAAAGACUCAGUUCGCGGGGAGGCGGGGAGUGAUGUCGUCGGCGUUUUCUACGAGAAGGUGACGGCGUUGCCUGGAGACCAGCCUCCCGUUGUCAUGAGUCACGAGGGGCUGCACUUCAUUCACAUCCGACAGGGGGGGCUCUACUUCGUGGCCACAACAACCGCCAACCUGUCGCCCUUCACUGUCAUCGAGUUCCUGAACAGGCUGGCAGCCCUGAUUAAAGACUACUGUGGCUCCCUGUCGGAGAAGUCAGUCAGGAUGAACUUCGCCCUGAUAUAUGAGCUCCUAGACGAGAUGCUGGACUACGGGUAUAUCCAGACCUCCUCCACCGACAUCCUGAAGAACUUCAUUCAGACAGAGGCUGUCAGUGCCAAGCCAUUCAGCCUGUUCGACCUCAGCAACGUGGGGCUGUUUGGUGCGGACACUCAGCAGAGUAAGGUUGCUCCCAGUGCUGCAGCCAGCCGGCCCAUACUGACCACCAGGGGAGAGCAGGGAGGGAAGGACGAGAUCUUCGUGGACGUGAUCGAAAGACUGACAGUUAUCAUCGGGUCAAACGGGGUGCUGAUGAAGGCAGACAUACAGGGAGAGAUCAGGGUGAAGAGUUUCUUGCCCUCCUGCUCAGAGAUGCGCAUCGGCCUCAACGAGGAGUUUAGUAUUGGGAAGUCCCAGCUGCGUGGGUAUGGAGCAGCAGUGCGUGUGGAUGAGUGCAGUUUCCACGAGUCCGUCAAGCUGGACGAGUUCGACAGCUACAGGAUUCUGAAAGUCACCCCUAGCCAGGGAGAGCAAACAGUGAUGCAGUACCAGCUGUGUGACGACCUGCCCUCCUCACCCCCCUUCAGGCUCUUCCCCACGUUGGAGAGAGACCCCAGCGGCAGACUGCUAAUUUACCUCAAGCUCAGAUGUGAUCUGCCUCCGAAGAGCCCUCGGCGUGGUGGUCACUGUGCCUGUGCCCAAAGGCUCUCUGAGCCUGUCCCAGGAGCUCAGCAGUCCCGACCAGAGUGCCGAACUGCAGCUGAGCAAGAAGGCUGUGGUCUGGGAGAUCCCCCGCUUCCCCGGGGGGACACAGCUGUCUGCAGUGUUCAAGCUGGAAGUGCCAGGCCUGAGCCCCGCCUCGCUGCAGGAAGUAGGUCCGGUCAGCCUGUCCUUCGAGCUGCCGAAGCACACCUGCACCGGCCUGCAGAUCCGCUUCCUCCGCCUGUCCCGCGGCGCGCCCUCCCUGCCUCAGCGCUGGGUCCGCUAUGUGACGCACUCCGACUCCUACACCAUCCGCCUGUGAGCCUGGGGACCAGCCUGCCGCACGGGGGCUCGUCUUCUCCUUCAGAGCGGGCUGUCCGAGCGAGCGAGGGCACGUGCCAAGAGGCGGAGGGGGCAGCGGCAGCACAUGGAUUUGAAUGCGGUCAGACCACUGCAAGACGCGAGGCUCCAGGCACCCCUGCAGGCCAACCUGGUCAUCCUUCUCUUCCAGCUGCUGUCCAGACACUUUCUUGCACAGGGUUACAGAAUAUUCUUCAGGAACUCCCCACGCACCCCUUGGAACAAACCUUUAUAGAAGCAGGUGCUAUCAUUGUCUAUGACAGCCUGGAGAACAACCCCACUGAAGAGGACAGGGACAGCUGAAGGGAUGCUGCAGUCUUCCUCUGGAAGCAGAGUGACAGCAGGCGGUGGGUGUCUAAUACUAGUGGGAGUAGCUGGAACCGGGAAUUCACCAGUAAAUACACUGCAGCAGGCCUUUCACCUCACUCUGUGGAUGGACAGAACUUCAUCUUUUUCAUUUGUAAUUACUGUAGUAUCCAGUGUUCUAAGAGGUAACUCUGAGUCCAGUUGUUUUUCCUUUGCUAUAAAGGAGAGGGUAACCGGAAACCCGCUAAUGAUCACAGUUGGGCAUCACGGGAGCAGACGGUUGGCCCUAAUGAAGCCGGCUGCCAGGGGGAAAACUGUUGUGUGAUGGGCAUGGUCACGAUUCCCCCAGUUAUGUCUACUGCUCCAGUCAGAAACGAAGGACACAGGGCUGGAAAGACCAGAUAAAGUCAUCAGACAAAUAGACAUUCUGCACCUGGGUGACAUUCUCCCAUAGAAUUUAAGAACCUUAACACUUCCUGUAAUCAACGGGAGAGGUAAAGGAUGCCUUGUGAAGUCACACAUGAAUGCCUACUGAGGUAUAUUAUUCCAAACAAGUGAAGUGGCCUACCUCUUCUGAACUGUAUGAAAUGAAAUUAUAGUAUAUAUAUUGUACAAUAAAAGCAUAAACAUGACAUUUGCUUAAGGUAAAUAAAAAUUAAACACCUCAA